Molecule: messenger RNA, 433 nt
Organism: Lipotes vexillifer (Yangtze River dolphin)
Lineage: Eukaryota; Metazoa; Chordata; Mammalia; Artiodactyla; Lipotidae
Product: bone morphogenetic protein receptor type-1A-like
Exons: 3
Biological process (GO): protein phosphorylation; cellular response to growth factor stimulus; cell surface receptor protein serine/threonine kinase signaling pathway
Cellular component (GO): signaling receptor complex; plasma membrane
Molecular function (GO): transmembrane receptor protein serine/threonine kinase activity; ATP binding
Source: RefSeq, a predicted model, not a curated record
UGAUACAAAUGAAGUUGAUGUACCUUUGAAUACUAGGGUGGGUACCAAACGCUACAUGGCUCCAGAAGUGCUAGAUGAAAGCCUGAAUAAAAACCAUUUCCAGCCCUACAUAAUGGCUGACAUCUAUAGCUUUGGCCUGAUUAUUUGGGAAAUGGCUCGUCGUUGUAUCACAGGAGGAAUCGUAGAAGAGUACCAAUUGCCAUAUUAUAACAUGGUACCCAGUGACCCAUCAUAUGAAGAUAUGCGUGAGGUUGUGUGUGUCAAACGUUUGCGGCCAAUUGUGUCUAAUCGAUGGAACAGUGAUGAAUGUCUACGAGCAGUUUUGAAGCUAAUGUCAGAAUGCUGGGCUCACAAUCCAGCCUCCAGACUUACAGCUCUGAGAAUCAAGAAGACACUUGCCAAGAUGGUUGAAUCUCAAGAUGUAAAGAUUUGA